Molecule: messenger RNA, 1422 nt
Organism: Cuscuta campestris
Lineage: Eukaryota; Viridiplantae; Streptophyta; Magnoliopsida; Solanales; Convolvulaceae
Source: the annotation of a GenBank genome assembly
CAAUGACGGUGGCUGGAAUUAUGCGCGGCGGCCUAGGAAGAUAUCAGCGGCAGUGGCUCUCACAAUCUGGGCGGCAGCAGCUACUUACGAUCCGAACGGCAGCAACUGCUCGCGGCUGAGCAGCUGCAGCGGCGCUCUCCUCGAACCAGCGGCGUCAACUGAGGAAGGCGGCGACUCCUCAACGCGGCGGCGGCGGCGGCAGAUCUCCUCUGCGCGCGGCUAGCGGCGGCUGGACGGACCAGAUCUGCAUCUCUCCGCACGGCUGACGGCGGUUCUGGGUUGCGCGACUGAUGGCGGCAGCGGCGAGUCUCCUACUGCCGCUGCUCCUGCCCGAUCUGAUCGUCGUCCCUCCAACAAACACUUAUCAACCUGGCGGCGGCGAUUCUGGGCUUGUGACUCACUCCCUGCUGCGGGCCUGCGGCUCUCCCGAUUCAAGCGCGGCAGGCGGCAGCACUCUGUGGAUCGACGGGGAUGGUAGUGCUCCGGCGGCAGCAGCCCAAUUACCGGCUCCUGUGCUACUGCACCCGGUUCUUAGGUGCAAUGUCUUCAUCUGUUCAUCAUCUCCCUUCAGAGGAAAGAAGAGAGCAGGUAAAGAACCCAUGGCUGCCAAACCAGUGAGACGGGCACCGGAUCUCCCAAUCCAUGCAAACGUGAAUUUCAAAUGGAGCAGAGACCUCUUCUUGAGUGUCAUAAGGAUGCAAGUCGCAGGUGGUAUCAUUUUGCACCAGAUCCACUUAACCCAGGGGGGAAUCUCCUUAUUACCCAGCGAUUUUUCCGAUCAGGAAGAGUGGACGGAGUUCCGACGCAUCCGCAAGCAGAUUAAGGAGAGCGAUAUUUGUCUUGAAGAAACCGUGAAAAAAAACAAUGAAGGGAGUUUGAAGUUUUUGAGCGAUUUUCUGGGCAAUCCAACGAUCGUUUGUCAGUUUCUGGAUGAUAAAUUGGCUGACCCAAAGAUUCUUAAGGCUAACAUUGGAAACUCGUCUCUGAUCUACUACAUCACAUUUGAAGCAACGAGUACAAAGUAUAAUGGGCAGCGGAGAAUCUACCAGGUAAAGUUGACGCGUGUACCCAACGACAAGACGGUGAUCUUUAUUCUUAGGGAAAAGCCUGGUCAAUCGUAGGGAAAAAAGCAAGAAUGUCCCGGCAUAACAGGUUUUAUCAUUCCUUCCUUACCAAGCCUUUUUAAAGCACUCACAUUGGACUUAGAAGGCCUCCUCUUGGCUGACUUCUCUUGCCCUUUCCCCAGAGAGGUUGAUCACAUGCCUACAAUAAGGCCAGAUAUGAUGGUGUUCAUUAUCCAGCUAUAAAUAGUGUUGUUAAUCCCCAUUUUGUAGGGAUCCGAAUUUCAUAUUCUGUAUAGUGUUAUAAGCUCUAAGUUUUAUUGUUCAUACUCCAAAUUAUUAAUAACAAUUGGACGGCAGG